UGUGUUGUCCAGGGUAAUUACAGUACAUUCAUAGCAAUUUCGUAAUUUAUAUAUAAUGAAUAUUCAAUCAGUAAUCAUCAAUAUUAAUGUUGAAAUAUUUUAGCUUUUGACAGAAAAUAUUUGUAUUCAGCAAAGAUGCAUUCAAUUGAGUAAAAGUGCCAUUGUCAAAACAUAUAUAUAAUAAUAUAAUGUUACAAAAGAUUUGUAUUUGAAAUCAAUGCUAAUCUUCUGUCUUCCUUCUGCACUUAUUUAUAAGUACCUAGCGUGACAGUAAACAGGGCUAGUUUUUGGUCACUGUGUGUAUUUGUCAGGGCAGUAUAUCAGGCCUUUUCAGUCGGGCUGUGCUGGAAGUUUCUGAUUAAUCUGUAGUUGUAGGAUUAGUGCUGAGUGAAUCGUACAGAGAUUUCUGUGCAGUGUCAUCCAGCAAACAAAGAUAAUCUUCAUAUUCUGUCUGAUGCUAUUGUAGAUAUCAGCUUUGUGAACAUGGCAGUGACUGCUCACACUGAGGAAAAAGGCACACGUUGACAAGCUGUUGCAUGCUGAUAAAGUAUCCAUCAUAUAGUCUGCAUAAUGCUUUCCCCCCGAAAUAAUGCAUACAAAUUCAGUCUUGAGUACUCAAAUGUGAAGACAUAUUUUAUUUAGUUUAACAAUAGUUUGCAUACUGUUAGAUAGUUUGCAUAUUGGAUAUUCUUCUGUGUAACUUGGCCAGGCAAACACAUUAGAGCAGUAAAUGUCAAAAAAGGCAUGGGCUGGAUGGACGUUGCAUGUAGAGGGUGCCAGCACUGAUCCUCCAUACCCUUCAUCAAAAGAAAAUAUAAGAGUCUGAUCACAUUGAACAUGUGACUGCGGAUGAAACCAUCGUCUCUGUUGGGUUGAGAAAAGUCUUUUGUUACCAGAUACAGAAUUUAGCCACGUUGCCACACCAGACAAAUGACAUUCCUUUAAUUUUAGUUGUUUUUUUGUGUGUGUCAAUAAAUUACCUGUCGUCUGCUCUCCUUUGUAGAACAGCUACCUUUAAAGACAACAAUUAACAGUUCAUUCCACUGGCGUUUUCCAAACCCCACCUGUAUUUCUGUUUCGCUCCUCGUUCCAUCUCAUCUGAUUUCUGUGUAGCUGUCCUCAUUAACAGCUGUUCCCGUGAAGAUGGAUGAUCUGGAGGCUUCAGGAGACCCAGAGGGAGAAAGCAGUGACUACUUAACAGGAAGGAAGAAGGCCAGGUUGAAGUCUUUUAAGUCACUUGUGUUUGGGAAGAUGAGGAAAGAGGAUGAUGGUGGUAUGAAGCUGAGUCGGUCUGAAAGUGACAUCACAAGGAGUGUGGAAGACUCAGAGGAAGUGUUCACAUUGUCAACAUGGUUUGACUGUUGCAAAGGCAUGCUGUGGUCCCGGGCAUUUUCACAUGACAGCAUUUUUCAGGCAGAGCGCAGUCAUUCAGACCCUGAACCACUGAGAACUCUGUCUCAAGAGAACAUUCCAGCUCUGCAGAUGAAACUCCAGCAGCAGAAGCAGCAUUUAGGAGCUCCCUCCCUUCUGCUGCCCUUUAAACGGCGUGAAGUCUUAGGUGGAAGUUCAGGAGAUGACGGCCUUUCUUGUAACCCCUCUGAAGUAUCCCACGCUGAAGGACUAUAUACGAGCAUAUCGAACAAGUUUUCCGUCCCUCCAAAGAACCAUAGCACCUUGAGCUUAGCUGAAACAGGAAGUGAGGAGGAAGAGCAGGCCUCUGUCUCAGUGGAUUUUAGCACUCCCCCACAGUUCACUUCCCUUCUGAACAACUCAGCUGCCCGUCACCGUAUGUCCCUCAAGCCUAAGAACCAAAGAGCCAGUGCCAAGAACAGGAGGGCAACCAUUUCGGCUGGAAGCAGAGCCCGAUCUGAGAGUCUGAACAAUCUGGAUCAAUCGUUGAACGCUACGGUGGAUGAGACUCUCGUUAAAGAGAUACCCCACGCUCGCUCGUAUUAUUCACAGGUCUUACAGGGGGAGAGGCUAAUGACUUCACAAAUCAAUAGUCCAGAUCCAGUGUCACCUUUAAUGCGUCUGCAUACUUCUGGAGACAGUAGAAAGGUUUCUGCUGAACCUGAGCUUGAGAGAAACCUCCUGUCCAAAUCACCUCCAAGCCAUAGCCUACGAGAUACGACUCCAGCGGUGUCACCAUUUGCCAAACUGCCGAUCCCAGUGGUGCCAACUGACAGAAAGGGAAAAGCAGACAUGAGUGAGAUGCUCAGUAGCUCCAAACUACUCAAGAACCACCAAAGUACCAUUGUGUCAACCGUAAGCCCAAGUGUAACUACCACACCAGAACUGAGUACUGUGAAAGAUGAGAAGUCUGUUGCUGUGCCAAUAGAAACCAAGAUGGAGAAAUGCAGUGUUCAGAAUGCAGUAAACAUUGAAAAUCACCCAGCCUCUGCUCAUGCUUCAACCAAUGUAAUUAGUGCAAUAAAUCUGAGACCGUCAUCUUUGAGGAGAAAUAUACCUUCCACAGAUGAAAAACAAAAAAAACAGUCCGGGGUUCUUCAGCCGGUUAGCACAGCAUUGGCUGUUUGUCUUGGAAAUCACACUCCGACAGAAUCCAUAAAGCACCAGAGAACUGGAUCGUUCCACUUCAGUGUCUCCUCAGACAAGAAUCAAGAGCGGCCGAGGACCGCAAGUUUCACUGGAGUGGUUGGACAAGCUGGGUUUAAAAAUAAACCUCCAUGUCCUGUCAAACCUCCUUUAAAUUUCAAGAUAGAGAGGCUAGUAAGUUCACAAGUUGUGAAAACAGUAAAAGACACAUGCCCUAACAUACCACCAGCUUCAAAGAAGGAAGACAAAAUGGACACUUCUCCAGCGAUGCCAACAAAGUUCACAGAUCUAGCAAAGAGUCGCCCUCGGGCCUUGGAUGUGGAGGAGAGUCAAGACCACGAGAAGAAGGAAACUGGGGUAGAGGUUACAGAAGAAGGAGUACUGGAGGUGGAGGUGACGGAAGAGGCACGUGAGGGUGUCAUGAAAGACACGACUAUGGGGAAAGAGAGAGAGGCUACAAAUGCAUUCGGAGUUAAGCUUCGAUCUACCUCUCUUUCGCUAAAAUUUGGCUUGGACAAAGCACAAUCAGAAGACAAAGUAAAAUUUCACAAUGUUGAAGUCAGUGCAGCGAUUUCACCUUCAGCCUCUCAGUCUGAUUCAACCAUCGUCGUGGAACCUGAAGACCAGUGCAUUGGCAUGAGGUCUACAGGAGUCCAUGCUAAACUCAAAGACUCUCCUCUACAAACUGAUGCAUCCUCAACUUUGGUUCAUUCCUUCGGUUCGCCCCCCAGGAGUUUCUGUAGGGACAAAGAGAGAGCUGGCGUCCUCGGACAGGCUGCCAGCAAAUCCACUAAGAUUGUACAUUCACCAGCUAAAGAAGAUGCAGACGUGCCCCCAGAAGAGACUACGGCGGGAUCCUCUCAGGAGAACGCACCAACAUCUACAGCUUCAGAGGUGUCCUGGAUGGAGAUGGCCAGAGAGAAGACCAGAAGUCUCCAGCAGCUCUUUACCAGUAAGCUGCCUGAGUUCCCCAGCUGGCAAUCACCAUCAACAACCUUGACCACAACACAACCACAAACCCAAACAUCCACUUCACAAACCAAGAAUCCAAGAAUCGCACAGAACAUUUCAAGCCAGCCGACAACUACACAACCUCUUUCGAGACCUCCAGAAACAAAACCGUUGCCAUCUGCACAGUAUUCUGGAGGAUCCACACAAUCUACCACUAUGAUACAAACUCAGACCAAAACAACAGCAACAAGCCAGCCUUCAGCGAACUCAACUCAGACAACCACUAGUGAGUCUCAAAAUGACAGUUCCAGAGAAGUCCAGAUUCUGUCCAAGACUCAAAUUUGUAAUUCGACAACAAAACCAAGCCACUCUACAGUUACAUGCACACCACUCAUCCAGCCGUCAUCACCACUGCGAGCAGCAUCACAGACCCCCUCACAGGCUAUACUGCGUCCCACACCGCCCCCAGGUCACCCACAUCUGUCGUCAAGCCCAAAGUUAACGUCCCACCUAGUGUCCCGACAGUCUGCCAAUACUGCCUCAAAGGAUCAGCCUCAGAAUGAGGGCAGAGCGCCAGCCGUAUUUUCAGGGAAGGCUGACCGGUUGCCUGCGUCUCAGGGGAAGGGGACCGGGUCUGAAGAUGGCAGACCCGUGUGGGCAGCAGGAUCAGGAAACAAGACCUCGCUCUUACAGCGCUGGGAGAACCAAACCACUGUGACAACAGAGACAGGUGAGCUGAACUCCACAGCAGACUCCCGAACCACAUCUCAAUCUACAGUUCCUCUCAGACCGAUGUCAAAGGUCUCGGGAACAGGAUUCGACUCAGGUUCAUCAAUGCAAGCGUCAGUCUCUUCUGUUCCCACGAGGUCAGCAGACAGAGAGAAUAAAUCACCAUCAUCAUCCCCUUCAUCAUCUCCUCUGCAGUCUGUCUGUGACAAUGCCCAACCAUCCUGGAUGGAGCUGGCCAAGAGGAAAUCCCUGGCAUGGAGUGAUAAGACUAUGGACUAAAAAAACAUAUGCACAUGGAGAUUUACAAGUGCAAGAAAGAACUAUUCUGAGUUGGAUGCUGAGGUUGGAGGAUCUGAGGGCAUUUUCAUGCUACCAUUUCCUAAGUUGCAUCCGAGCAAUUGUACUUGAGGCAGAGGUUUGCUCCGUGUGAGCUUCAGUAGCACUGAAGUUGAUGUUAAUGCAGUGUGUUCUGGAAGUGAACCACUGUUGCUUAUGUAUAUUAUUGAAGGAAAGGAAAGCACAUUCAUCAGUCAGUAAACCUCCUAAUAGUGUUUGUCUUCUAAAAGCUCAUGUGAGCUGCUUACGUUCUCUCCAUGUGAAGAAUGAAUGUAUGCACAGGAGUUAAGUACCAACGAAACAGAAAGGAGAAGUUAAUGUUGUGAGCUUUAAAGUCGUGUUCUCUUGCAUCUCUGGCUAACAGCUGCUGGUAAUGUAUUGUGUAAAUGCACCACAGUGCAGCACAGUAAAUAGAUCAGAGGUGGAAGGGGAGGGAAACAAAUUCAGGUUCAGACUCAAUCAAAAGCACCCUGAGUGAGAUCUCAGGACAGAUACAUAUGGUACCGUGUGUUUUACCCACUCGCAUGUGUUCAGACACACAACAACAGUAUACAGUACUUGUCUCCCAUGUAAUGUGUUCCUCAAUGUUUCUCAGGUUUAACACAUUGUUUUCUUGUGAAAAUAAAUAAUUAAUAAUUAAUUAGUUUCCUUUCCAAUAAUAAAUAUUAUUUAUUGACAUGAAUUCCAUCCGAGAAUUUAUGUAUUGUGACAUUGUAUCAUCUGUUGAUUUUCUGACACCUAUUAAGUCUAAAGACUAUUUUAUGUUAAAUUAUGAGACUGUAAGAAUAUUUCAAAUUACUUUGAGAUUGCUUUUGAAAAUACAGACUUCCUUGGCCAAUAAAUUAAUCUUAUUAAAUCUGA
Carassius gibelio (silver crucian carp) is the source of this 5433-nucleotide messenger RNA. RefSeq lists its product as uncharacterized. The transcript is spliced from 10 exons. NCBI's taxonomy places the organism in Eukaryota, Metazoa, Chordata, Actinopteri, Cypriniformes, Cyprinidae. The record is from RefSeq and is a predicted model, not a curated record. Bases 1144 to 4515 code for a protein of 1123 amino acids.